Messenger RNA from Diospyros lotus (date-plum), 1986 nucleotides. RefSeq names its product UDP-glycosyltransferase TURAN. The transcript has 17 exons. Bases 160 to 1614 code for a protein of 484 amino acids. Gene Ontology annotation, cellular component: endoplasmic reticulum. Gene Ontology annotation, molecular function: mannosyltransferase activity. The record is from RefSeq and is a predicted model, not a curated record. Lineage: Eukaryota; Viridiplantae; Streptophyta; Magnoliopsida; Ericales; Ebenaceae.
AAAUCGGAUCAGAAUGACAGGAAACCCCGAAUCGGGUUAUAUCCGGAACCGCAAUUGCUGCUGACCGAGUGAAACUCGUUCAACUCAGUUCUCAAGCUCGAUCGGUCUUCAUCUCCGCAGAGAGAGAGAGAGAGAGAGAGAGAGAGAGAAGAUUGCGGAAUGGAUGGUAACAAAGAGGCAAAGAUCGGUCGGCGGGGCAGAGCGGCGGUAGUUGUUCUCGGCGAUAUCGGCCGCAGCCCCCGAAUGCAAUAUCAUGCCCUUUCUCUUGCCCUUCAGGCAGGGUUUGAGGUGGAUAUUGUUGCAUAUGGAGGUUCUGACCCCCACUCAGCUGUAUUAGAGAACCAAUCUAUUCAUAUUCAUAAAAUGACACAGUGGCCCACAAUCCCACGGAGUUUACCAAAGAUUCUUCGUCCUCUGAUGCUUUUGCUCAAGCCAUUGAUACAGUUUCUUAUGCUUCUCUGGUUUCUUUGUGUUAAAAUUCCCGCUCCUGAUGUUUUUAUAGUGCAGAAUCCACCAUCUGUUCCAACUUUAGUGGCUGUAAAAUGGGCAAGCUGGCUUAGGCAUGCUGUAUUUAUCAUCGAUUGGCAUAAUUUUGGAUAUACUUUACUUGCAUUGUCUCUUGGAAGAAGUAGUCUUUUUGUGGCACUGUACCGUUGGUUUGAAAAGCACUAUGGAAAGAUGGCAAAUGGUUCCUUAUGUGUGACAAGGGCAAUGCAACAUGAAUUGCAACAAAACUGGGGAAUCAAAGCAACAGUUCUCUAUGAUCAGCCUCCAGAGUUUUUUCGCCCUGCUUCCCUCGAGGAGAAACACGAGUUGUUUUGUAGGAUACACAGCCACCUUAAUCAGCCAUAUGGUUCACAAGAUUGCAUCAGUAAUGGAAUAAUAGCUGUGGGGAGCCUUGAUCUAAAUGAAACUCUAUUUACACACCGGGUUAGCAAUGACAUCAUCUUGAAACAAAACAGGCCAGCACUUAUUGUUAGCAGUACAAGCUGGACUCCAGAUGAAGACUUCAGCAUUCUUCUGGAAGCAGCAGUUAUGUAUGAUAGACGUGUUGCUGCAUUCUUAAAUGAAGAUGACUCCACCGGAGAUGAGUUUGUUUGGAAGGAAAUUUCUGAUGGGAAGCAGUUUGUGUACCCAAGGUUGUUAUUUAUCAUUACAGGUAAGGGGCCUGAAAAGGAAAAAUACGAAGAGAAAAUAAGGAAACUGCACCUCAAACGUGUAGCCUUUCGAACCAUGUGGUUAUCAGCUGAGGAUUACCCUUUACUUCUUGGGUCAGCUGACUUGGGCGUUUGCCUGCAUACCUCCUCAUCUGGCUUAGAUCUCCCAAUGAAGGUUGUUGAUAUGUUUGGCUGUGGACUGCCAGUUUGUGCUGUUUCAUACUCUUGCAUAGAGGAACUUGUAAAAGUUGAAAAAAAUGGGCUGCUUUUCUCAUCAUCUUCAGAGCUAGCUGAUGAACUCUUGAUGCUCUUCAAGGGUUUUCCCAACGAAUGUAAUGCUUUGAAAUCAUUGAGGAAUGGUGCGUUGGAGAUGGGGUCGUCUGCCCGGUGGGCAAUAGAGUGGGAAGAGAAUGCCAAGCCAUUAAUAUCUCGGGUGGUUUCUGGGAGCUCCAAAUGAUUUCUGUUCUUGGCCCAACUGGAUUCAAGCUCAGCAUGUUCAUCUUCUGGCUCAGUUUGGGCAAGCAAGCAUGUUCAUCCAUCCAUCCUCCAUUUCCAUGUUUUCAGAGGAAGAAACUGCAUUUUCUGAAUUGAACUUCUCUGAUGUCUUCUCUUUCCUAAAUCUUAGUUGGUGUGUGUGAAACUAAUUAUGAUAGUGAGGAAUGAGGACAAGAAGAUGCCUAAGGAGACAGUGACAAUUGUAGAAGGGCAGCUUCAAUUUUGUAUAUUUAGUAUUCUCCUUUGUACGGCCACUUGCCUCCACAGCUGUGAGCAAGACACUAAUCAAUGGGAACCUCGACCAGGCCUAAAAGCCAAGAGAGGUUGUUCACAA